Messenger RNA from Periophthalmus magnuspinnatus, 666 nucleotides. RefSeq names its product small nuclear ribonucleoprotein D2 polypeptide (gene snrpd2). Gene Ontology annotation, cellular component: catalytic step 2 spliceosome; U4/U6 x U5 tri-snRNP complex; U2 snRNP. Lineage: Eukaryota; Metazoa; Chordata; Actinopteri; Gobiiformes; Gobiidae. The transcript is spliced from 3 exons. Gene Ontology annotation, molecular function: RNA binding. Bases 112 to 468 code for a protein of 118 amino acids. The record is from RefSeq and is a predicted model, not a curated record. Gene Ontology annotation, biological process: spliceosomal snRNP assembly; RNA splicing.
GAAGUAGUUCUUCCACACGAGCCGCUCCAAACCAUCGUUGUUGGAACGAAGAAAGCGUCUGGCGCUUGUUUAAAGUGUUUACUCUCAGAUAGUUUAUCCAAGACAGCAGCAAUGAGUCUUUUAACCAAGCCUAAAUCGGAGAUGACGCCAGAAGAGUUGCAGAAACGUGAGGAAGAGGAGUUCAACACGGGUCCACUGUCUGUGCUCACACAGUCAGUCAAAAACAACACACAGGUCCUGAUUAACUGUCGCAACAACAAAAAGCUACUGGGGCGAGUCAAGGCAUUUGACAGACAUUGCAACAUGGUCCUGGAAAAUGUAAAAGAAAUGUGGACAGAAGUUCCAAAGAGUGGGAAGGGAAAGAAGAAGUCAAAGCCUGUGAAUAAGGAUCGUUACAUCUCUAAAAUGUUCCUCAGGGGAGACUCGGUCAUUGUCGUUCUGAGAAAUCCUCUCAUCACUGGAAAAUGAACUAUUUACUUCCACAGAACCAGUAUCGAUGCAAAUCUCAAGUUUAAUUUGCAGCAGUCACAAAAUGUUAAAUGCAUUGUAGAAAGUUUGUUUUUAGUUUUGUCAUUUUGAUUUCUCAGAAAAGAAAAAUCUGGUUUUGAUUUCUAAAUGGAUGUUUUCUCUUUUUCAUUUUAGAUAUUAAAAAGGUUGAAAGUAUAA